This is a messenger RNA of Sardina pilchardus (European sardine), 943 nucleotides long. It is a transcript of the gene crhb, whose product is annotated as corticotropin releasing hormone b. The record is from RefSeq and is a predicted model, not a curated record. Gene Ontology annotation, cellular component: extracellular region. Gene Ontology annotation, molecular function: hormone activity. The transcript has 2 exons. Lineage: Eukaryota; Metazoa; Chordata; Actinopteri; Clupeiformes; Clupeidae. Bases 81 to 572 code for a protein of 163 amino acids.
GGAGACAUUCGUCAUAUCAGGUGUGCAAUCUUCUGAGGAAGUUGACUGCGCGAUACACAGAUUUUCUUUGCUUCUUUGUCAUGAAGCUCAAUUUUCUUGCCACCUUCGUCCUCCUCGUUGCCUUUCCGCCCCGACAUGAAUGUAGAGCGAUCGACAGCCCCAGCCAGCAGGCUCCUGGCACAGAGCACGACCCACAGCAGCAGUCCCUUCCCAUUUUGGCACGCGUGGGAGAGGAAUACUUCAUACGACUGGGCAACGGAAAUCAGAAUUCACCUCUGUCCGCACCAAACAUGUAUUCCGAAACCUCCCCGACAGGCUUCAGAAGAGCUCUGCAGCUCCAGCUAACACAACGUCUGUUACAAAGCAGAGUUGGUAACAUGAAGCGGUUCAUCGCCAAUUACGCACAACAGACCGACGACUCGAUGGAGAGGGAGCGACGGUCGGAGGAGCCUCCUAUCUCUCUGGAUCUCACCUUCCACCUGCUCCGAGAAGUAUUAGAGAUGGCAAGAGCUGAACAAUUAGCCCAACAAGCGCACAGUAACCGGAAAAUGAUGGAACUCUUCGGGAAGUAAAAUCGACAUCUAUUCAUCCGCCAAAGAAAUUUUUACAUUUAGCACAAAACAUAAUAUGUACUAUAGUGCUGCUUUUCCAUUCAUUUGUUUAUAUCGUAUUUAUUUACUUACUUAAUUUAUUUAUUUCAGUAGAUCUAUGCUCAAGUCAAGAGCAAAAAUGUGGAAUUGUAGCCUAUACAGCCUGGUGAUCAAAUAGCAGCGUUAAUGUCAUCACUUUCGAUAAUUGUUGUAAAAGUGCUUAAGAAAAUGUAGCCAAUUAAUAUACAAUGAGUUUAAUUUUCUAUAGUACACAAUCAUUUGGGACUUGAAAGUUAGAAAAGGCUGUAUAUUAUUCAAAAUGAUAUUUUAUCUGAUAUUUUUCUUUCAUUGUA